Messenger RNA from Hyla sarda, 13686 nucleotides. RefSeq names its product hemicentin 2 (gene HMCN2). Gene Ontology annotation, molecular function: calcium ion binding; cell-cell adhesion mediator activity. Lineage: Eukaryota; Metazoa; Chordata; Amphibia; Anura; Hylidae. The record is from RefSeq and is a predicted model, not a curated record. Gene Ontology annotation, cellular component: axon; plasma membrane. Gene Ontology annotation, biological process: dendrite self-avoidance; homophilic cell-cell adhesion; axon guidance.
UCUCCUAUAAAGCUGCUCUGAGGCUGCAGGAAAGCAUCACAUAGCCUGGGACAUGUAUGCUGCAGCUCUAUAGCAGCCAGGAUAGGACACAGCACCACAGGGACCUUUUCUGCCCCACAGCACCUGGGCACAUUUGGGGCAAUGGCUUCAGGAGGUCUGUACCAUUUACUGCUCACCCUUAUCUUGGCCCAGGUGAGCUGUGAAGACCCCCAGGAAAAUGCUGCCCCUUCUUUAGCCUUCGUCUUUGAUGUGACCGGCUCUAUGUAUGAUGACCUCAGACAAGUCAUCGAAGGAGCCAACCGGAUACUGGAACGCACUUUGAACCGCAGGACCAAAGCCAUCAGCACCUAUGUACUGGUCCCGUUCCAUGACCCAGAGAUUGGACCAAUCACCAUCACCGCAGACCCCGAAACAUUCAAGAGAGAGUUGGAGGAGCUGUAUGUCCAGGGAGGUGGGGACUGUCCGGAGAUGAGCGUGGGGGCCAUUAAGACGGCCGUAGAGGUCUCGCAGCCUGGUUCCUUCAUCUACGUCUUCACCGACGCUCGUGCCAAAGAUUACAGGAAGAAGCAAGAGGUUCUGCAGCUCCUCCAGCUCAAACAGUCACAGGUGGUGUUUGUGCUGACUGGAGACUGUGGGGAUCGGAGCCAUCCAGGUUAUCGCGUAUAUGAAGAGAUCGCAGCCACCAGCUCUGGGCAGAUCUUCCACUUGGACAAGCAGCAGGUCAAUGAGGUGCUGAAGUGGGUGGAGGAGGCAAUCCAGGCCUCUAAGGUUCACCUGUUGUCCACGGAUCACGAGUCGGCGGGGGAGAGACAGUGGGAGAUUCCAUUUGACCCGAGCCUCAAAGAAGUGACCAUAUCUCUGAGUGGUCCCGAUCCCCUUAUUGAGGUGACUGACCCCACAGGGAAAGUGCUCUCUGAUAGCCAGGGCCUGGAGGAGCUGCUGCGGAUCCCUAAUUCAGCUCUUGUGCUGGGACUGAAGCCGACUGUGUCUGGAAUAUGGGUCAUCAAGAUCGGCAGCAGCGGACGGCACACGGUCAGAGUCACCGGGGUCAGCACCUUGGAUUUCCGCGCCGCGUUCUCCACUACGGCCAUCGUGGAUCCCUUGAAAGUCAUCGAGCGCCCAAUAAAAGGGAUUCCCAUCUCGGCGCUGGUUAACUGCUCGGGCCUGACUCCUCCGGGACAGGUGAACCAUCUGGACCUGCUGCGGGUGUCCGGAGAACCCUACUUCUCUCUGCCAGCGGAACGUUUACCGUACAAGCGCAGCAAACACCUGUGGACCGUGCCGCUAUUCCAAGCGCCCAAGGGAAGUUUCUUUGUAAAGAUUAAUGGGACCGACCACAAUGGGUAUAAGUUCCAGAGACUCUCCAAUGUGGCGUAUACCAGCAUUAUACCAGACGUUCCUACAGUGACAAUGGCGCCGCUCGUCCAGGGAUACCACCAGCGCGCUCUCGCAAUCACCUGCUUAGUUCUGAGCGAUAUUCCAUUCAGAGUGCGGUUCUCAAGGGACGGGGCGAGGCUGGGGGAGGAGCUGCUCUUCACGGAAUCCAGCAACGCCACCUACGAGAUCCCGUCUGCGUCCGCUCGCCAUGAAGGCGUCUACCAGUGCACGGCCAUCAGUAACGCCGGGGCAGGAUUCGCUCAAACCCAAGUGUCUAUUGCAGAUCCCCCUCCCACCAUCUCUCUCCAUCCCAAUGUCACGUCGUCACUCGGGGACCUGGCGCUCCUCUCCUGCUACGUCCUUGGAGACGUCCGCUACAACCUCACCUGGCAGCACGAUGGAAAAGCACUGAAGGAGGGGCGGCUGUGGAUCCUGCCAAACUCAUCCCUGCAGAUUCAGAACGUGCAGCCCAGCGAUGCCGGACAUUACCGGUGCACCGCCAGGAACAGCCACGGCUCCACCUCCGCCAGCGUCUGGCUCGCUGUGCAGGAGCCUCCGCGGAUACAGAUUGAAUCGAGCUCCACUCAGUUGUCUCAUGGAGGGGAUGUAAAGAUUCGCUGUGAUGUUUCUGGGUACCCGGAACCCCAAAUAUUGUGGAAACAUGGGGACACCCUCCUGAAGAAUGAUAGCAAACAUACGAUCAUUGACGGCAACGUCCUGCUGAUCAAGGAGCCGAGCCAGGAGGAUUCUGGGAAUUACAGCUGUGUGGCGUCCAAUGGCUUAGGGACAGAUGAGCAGUCCUUGACCCUGACGUACACUGAACGCCCUAAAGCAACUGCUGUGAAAUCUACAAUACAAGUGGCCAUUGGAGAGGACGCGGUGCUGGAGUGUAGGACGGAAGGUCUCCCUCAGCCGCUGGUGGCGUGGUACAAGGGUGACAAGGAAGUUAAAGGCCCCGUCACUGGCCAAUAUGGCGGGACUCUGACCCUUCGUGAGGUGACGGCCAAGGACGCCGGGGAGUUCACCUGUGUCGCUUCCAAUGAGGCAGGAUCAUCAUCAGACGUCAUACGGGUGGAAGUGGGAACUCCUCCGCAGUUUGUGGAUUUCCCUCUGGAUGUAGAAGUAGACGUCGGGGAGAGCGUGCAUCUUCUCUGCAGCGCCGAGGGGAGCCCCACCCCCACCGUUUCCUGGUUCCGCCAAGAUGAAGGCCCGGUGUUACCCUCCGGAACCACAGACAUCAUCGACGGUCCCGGCUCCAACACAAUCCACGUGAAAAUCGCCAGACCGGAGGACACCGGCGUGUACGUGUGCGAGGCCAGGAACCCCUUCGGUUGGGUGCAGGCCGAGAUCCUGCUGACAGUCACCGGACUCGUGGCCCCGCAGAUAUCUGUGGCCCCAUCUGAGAUCACUGUUCUUGAAGGAGAUCCUGCGUCCCUCCCCUGCGCGGUCGCUGCUGGUAACCCGCUCCCUGUGCAGCGAUGGCUGAAGAAUUCUAGACCUCUGCAGUUCCUAUGGCGUCACUCUAUCGAUGAGGACGGCAGACUGCGCAUAGAGCCGGCCCUGAGAGAGGAUUCUGGGAGCUAUGUCUGCGAACUCUCCAACGCCGCCGGAUCGACCAAUCACAGCAUCCGCCUGCUGGUUCAAAUGGCUCCGACCAUCGCGCCUGGACCUCCGGAAUAUACUACCCGAGAGGGGAGGGCUGUCACAUUAUCAUGUAACGCUAAAGGACACCCCCAACCUGUGGUGACAUGGAUAAAGGGGGAGGAGAUCCUGUCUGCAGAGAACGGCCAUUACCAAAUAAACGGGGACGGAAGCCUUUUAAUUACACUGCCAUCUGGUGGUGACUCUGGACAUUACACCUGCACGGCCACAAAUCAAGUUGGGGCCACAAGUCGUGUGUCCCAUCUUAUAGUACACACAAAGCCCAGAAUAAACGUGAAUGGAUCACAUGACCCCAGCACCCCGAUCCACGUGGUCGCAGCCCUGGGAGCGGAGAUCACUUUACAGUGCGACGUGCAGGGCGUGCCCCUACCCACUGUGUCAUGGCGGAAGGACGCCUUACCCCUGCCUAUAGUCUCUGCCAGACAUCACUUGCUGCCGUCCUGGGCCCUCAAGCUGUCAGAGCUGCGGGUGAUGGAUAGCGGGUAUUACACCUGCCUGGCGUCCAACAUCGCAGGGAACACGACGCUCACCUACAGCCUGGAAGUACAAGUUCCCCCGCGUGUCCAUCCCGGGCCAAAACUUCUGAAGACUCUUCUGGGUCGCUCGCUGGCUCUUCCAUGCGUGGCGCACGGAGACCCCACGCCCAGGCUGAGUUGGUAUAAGGACGGUGUAGCCUUAAGAGUCGGGGACCAGGACUCUCUGCCAGGGCCGGACGGCACCAUUAGCGUCCUGGAGGUGCAGCAGUCGGACUCGGGGCAGUACCGCUGUGUGGCUUUCAGCAGCGCCGGGGAAGAUUCGCUGGAGUUCCGUCUGGAGGUUUUAGAGCCGCCACAUUUUAAGGAGAACUCCGACGUCCUGUUGGAACAUACGACCCAUGAGCCGGUGAUGGUGACGUGUCCUGUACACGGGACUCCAACUCCAAUGAUCCGCUGGUUAAAAAAUGGAGCAGUCCUCAACAGUAACCUACCCGGGGUCACCCAGCUCGCCAAUGGUUCUCUACUGAUCGAGUCGCCCUCCCCCAAUAACAGCGGUGACUACAUCUGCCUCGCAACUAGCGAAGCCGGCUCGGCAAGGAGGAAGACCAAGCUGGUGGUGUACGCCCCACCCCGGAUCCUGGAGAACGGACAGGCCCCGAAUAUCUCGCUGAUGGCCAACCAGCCCUUGAUAUUGGGUUGUGAAGUGAAUGGUGUUCCCUUUCCUACCGUAACCUGGUACAAAGAGGAAAGGACGCUCACCGAAGGUCCAGGAAUCACCUUCCAAUCUGCCGGACAGUCUCUACGAUUUUUCCGGAUACGUAAGGAAGAUUCCGGCUCAUACACCUGCAAGGCAGUAAACCGCGCUGGGGAGGCACAACGCACCUACAAUGUGAUGGUGUUUGUCCCUCCAACCAUUUACGGAGCGGGAUCUCUCCAUGAACUGACGGCGAAGGAAGGAGCAGAGGUCGAGCUUCACUGUAGGACGUCAGGGCUGCCAACACCCCACGUGGAAUGGACGAAGGACGAGCAGCCACUCUCUCCGGCGGACCCUCAGCUCCAGCUCCUGGAGGGCGGACAGGUCCUGCGGGUGAACAGCUCUCGUCUCUCCCAUCAGGGCAGGUACCAGUGUUUGGCUUUUAACCCUGCGGGACAACAAGUCAAGAACUUCAACCUCAAGAUCCUCACGCCCCCCACUGUCUGGUCCUCCAACGAGACAACGUCUGUGAUUUCUCUGCUUCAUGGCUCUGUAGAGCUGAAGUGUGACGCAAAGGGAUCUCCACCUCCGAGCAUCACCUGGUAUAAGGACAAGCGCCCCAUUGUGUCCAGCCCAAAAUCCACCUACCGGGACGGGGGGAGAAGCCUGCAGCUUAGUCAGGUCCAGUUGUCUGAUGCCGGGUCCUACACCUGCAGAGCCAACAAUAAUGCGGGCACUGUGGAGAAAUCCUACCUGCUGGAGGUGUAUGUCGCCCCUCACAUAGAAGGAGCGGGAGCGAAGCCGCUGACCAUUAAGGCCACAUUGGGACAUCCUUUGGAUUUGGAGUGCUCUGCAACCGGUCAUCCUCCUCCGGUCCUGUCCUGGCUAAAAGACGGUCUUAUGGUGUCUGAGAGAGACAGAGUGCAGAUUCAAGAUGGCGGACGGACUCUACAUUUUGCAGCAGUGGCAGAAAGCAAUGAAGGGGACUAUACCUGUGUAGCCAUCAGUUUGUCUGGAGAGACCACCCUGCGCUAUUCCGUGGAAGUUCUCAUUCCUCCCAGUGUACAGAUUGGUGAUGGUUCGGGACAAGUCAUUGUGACAGUAAAUGACGCCCUGGAUCUCUCCUGCCUGGUGACCGGACACCCGACUCCGAGAACGUGGUGGUUGAGAAAUGGCUACCCGGUUGCGGCUCAGGAUGGGCUGGAUGUAUUGGACAGCGGGAGAACCUUGUCUAUCCGUCUCAUACAGCCUGGACAUGGCGGGAGAUACUUGUGCAAAGCUGAAAGUGAAGCCGGGACGGCAGAGGCGGCAGUGAAUGUGCUGGUGCAGGAGCUCCCAUUGGUCACCAUCACCGGUGGCAGCAGCGUGUCUGCGAAACUACGAGAGCCUGUGACCCUGGAGUGCGAUGUUUCAGGUACCCCACCCCCGACGGUGACUUGGUGGAAGGACGGACUGCAGGUGGAAGCACAAGGGGCCAAACUACAGAUCGAGGCUCUCUCCAUUGACGAUGAAGGCGUCUAUACAUGUGUGGCUGCAAAUGAGGCCGGAGAAGGAAGACGGGACGUGCUGCUCAACGUGCUGGUGCCUCCAAACAUUGAGCCCAAUGAUGUGAACCAUACUGUGGUGGAGAACGACCCAGCGACCCUGGAGUGCCUGGCAUCAGGGAGUCCUCCACCGGUGGUCUCCUGGUACCGCGGGGGGCAGUUGCUUUCCGCCAUGCCUGGUAUCACCCUCCUAAAUGAGGGCCGGACCCUACAGAUAGACAGAGCGAGCAGCUCGGAGGCUGGAGAAUAUGUCUGCCUGGUGUCUAACUCUGCAGGCAGCAGUGAUCAGCUCUACACACUGGAGGUUCAUGUGCCCCCCCGGAUUGUAUCCAUGACGGAGCUGGCCACCUACCUGGUGAAUGAACAGGUCUGGCUGGAGUGUAACGCCACAGGACUCCCAGAACCGACUCUCAUGUGGUUGAAAGAUAACAUUCCUGUUUCCACAGCGAGCGCCGGACUGCGGAUUUUGGAGCAGGGGAGAAUUCUCUCCAUCUCUGCGGUUCACGUGUCGGACUCAGGAUUAUACACCUGCAUCGCUGUGAGUUCUGCAGGCGAAGACAGCCGCACCACAGAUCUGCAGGUGUACGUGCCCCCGAGCAUCCUGGGAGAAGAGUUUAACACUUCGGUUACCGUCACCCAGCCAUUGACUCUGGAGUGUGAGAGCAGCGCCGUCCCGCCCCCCGCGAUCACCUGGCUGAAGGAUGGGCGGCCGCUGCCUAAGAGGGCAGGGAUACGGGUAACAGAGGAGGGGCGAUACCUGCAGAUUGACCAGUCCCAGCUGCGGGAUGCAGGAAGAUACACGUGUGAGGCCUCCAACGAGGCCGGCCGCUCCGAGAAGUAUUAUAAUGUCCUCAUAUGGGUGCCUCCUACGUUCCCAGCCUCCCCGGACUCCCCCAUGUCGGUCAUUGAGGGGCAGCCGGUCAGCUUUACCUGUGAAUGUCAGGGGUCUCCACCCCCCGUACUCACCUGGACAAAGAACGGGUCCCCCCUCAUGGAUGAGGAGCGCGCUCAGGUCUCCGCAGGGGGGAGGCUGCUGCAGAUCAGCCGGGUCCAGGCGUCCAAUGAAGGAGCGUACAGCUGUGUGUGCAGCAAUGAGGCCGGAAGCAGCCAGCGGGACUACUCACUGGAGGUCUACGCUUUGCCGGUAAUAACCGGGAGCAGCCAUGUCCCGCGGCAGAUGACAGUCACGCGUGGCGGCCACAUCACCCUGGAGUGUAUUGUCAGCGGGAAGCCCACACCAUCAGUAACGUGGCUCAAAGAUGGCUUCCCACUGGGGACUGGACCAGACGUCAUCCUGAAGAACAAAGGUCAUCAGCUGACCAUAACCCGCGCCCAACCACCGCAUUCCGGGCGCUACGUGUGUGUGGCGGUGAACGCGGCUGGACAGACGGAUGUGAAAUAUGACGUCACGGUGCAGGUUCCACCUCAGAUUGCAAACUCCCCGACCGAGCCCCAGAACAUAAGUGUCGCUCUGCACGGCACCUUCUCGCUCGCCUGUGAAGCUAAUGGGAUCCCUCCUCCGUCCGUCACAUGGUAUAGAGAUAACGUCCCGCUGGAUAGUACCCGCGUGCAGUCAGGAGGUCGGGUCCUUAAAGUAUUACACGCACAAAGAGAAGAUGGCGGAGUCUACGCUUGUGUGGUCUCUAAUGCAGCCGGAGAAGCCAGGAAGAAAUUCGUUGUGGAUAUCUUAGUCCCGCCCACCAUAGAAGACGAUGAUGAUGACAAACAUUUCCGCGUAGCAGAAGGUCGGCCCAUCCGUCUCCGCUGCCGGGCGUCAGGUCACCCGCUGCCAAGUAUCUCCUGGUUCAGGGACUCCCAGCCCCUCCAGAGUGGAGACGGAAUCCAUAUCUCCGAGGACGGGUCUGAGCUCCUGAUAGAGACGGCGAAUGUCUUCACCGCAGGACAUUACACCUGUCUGGCCAUCAAUCCCCUCGCCGAGACCAGCAAAUAUUUCAUAUUAACAGUUUUAGUGGGCCCCACUAUUUCUGGAACCCCGGAUGACGGAGCUAAUGAAGAUGUCAUCGUCAUUGUUAACAACCCAUUGUCGCUCAUCUGUGAAGCUCUGGGAUUUCCGAUACCUACUGUCACCUGGCUGAAAAAUGGCCAAGCGUUCCGAGAGUCGGACAACGUCAAAAUGAUUCCUGGGGGUCACGGUCUGCAAAUUCUGAACGCUCAGGAAGAAGAUGCCGGUCAGUACAGAUGCCUGGUAACCAAUGAGAUUGGAGAAGCCGUCCGGAAUUAUGAAGUUAAAGUUUUCAUUCCUCCUCUAAUCACGAGGGAUUCCGGCGAGAAUCAUGGCGCCAAAGAAGUGAAGACAAAGGCGAACAGCACUUUAACCCUUCAGUGUGAAUCUCAGGCGGUGCCUAAACCCACGGUGCACUGGUACAAAGACGGUCAGCUUCUGGACAGCUAUGGCACGAUGCAGAUCCUAGGUGAUGGACGUGUGCUCCAGAUCCAGCCUGUCCGCGUGUCCGACUCCGGCCGCUAUACCUGUGUCGCCACAAAUGUCGCGGGAGAAGAUGAGAGAGAAUUUCAAGUCAACGUUCAGGUCCCCCCAAUAUUUCACAGGCCCGGGGGCUCCAGUGCUGCAUUGGAGCUGGCCCUCCGAGAGGAUGAGGAGGAGGAGCUGACAGAGCACAGGGAGGUCGUGGCCUCCAAUCCCGUCUCUUUAUACUGUGAUACUAACGCCAUCCCACCCCCCACCCUGACCUGGUACAAGGAUGGGAAGCCGGUCUCUGAAUCCGAGGGGACGCUGGUGCUUCUGGAUGGGCGCAUCCUUCAGAUCCCUGUCUCACACGCAGAGCAUGCUGGGAAAUACACAUGUGAGGCAACAAAUGAAGCCGGAGAGGACAGAUUGCAUUACCAGCUUGUGGUUCUGACUCCACCUUUGAUGCUCGGAGAGGUGGACGGGCUCAUACAGGAGGUCUCCGUUAUUUACAACCAAACGGCCGAAUUACACUGCGACGCUACAGGCGUUCCCCCACCAACCAUCACAUGGCUGAGGAACGGGCUGACACUGACCACCGCUAACCAGUAUGAAGUCCUGGAGGAGGGGCGAAGGCUGCAGAUCCACUCGGUGCGGGUGACUGAUAUAGACAGCUACGUGUGUGUGGCGGAGAAUCCGGCCGGCUUUGCAGAGAGACUCUUCACCCUGAUGGUUCAUGUUCCCCCCAGAAUACUUGGAGCGUGGAGUGAAAACGCCAGCGCGGUCCUGCACGGCGCCAUCUCCCUGGUGUGUGACGUGCUGUCUCAUCCCUCCCCGGAGGUGACCUGGUACAAGGACGGGCAGAUCCUCCAGCCUGGUAAAGGAUUCCUCAUCAUGCCUGGGGGCCAGGUCUUACAGAUCGGUCGAGUUCAGCUGUCCCACCAGGGAACGUAUAUGUGUAAAGUGCAAAAUCCAGCCGGAUCUGCUGAAAAAACGAUACAACUCACCGUGUAUGCCCCGCCGAGUAUUAAGGAACCACCACCCGGGACCAAGGAAACCACCCUUCGUCUUGGAGGCACCUUAACAUUGCUGUGUGAGCCUGACGCUGCGCCGGAGUCCACUGUCACAUGGUAUAAGAACGGACAAGCACUCAUCGGGAGCAACAGCGUCUCCAUCCACAACGGCGGUCAGAGACUGGAGAUCCGGGACGUGCAGGCAUCAGAUAAGGGACUUUACACCUGUAAGAUGACCAACAUGGCCGGAGAAGCCGAGCUGAGCUACACGGUGAUCAUACAAGUGCCGGCAUCCAUCACUCAUCCACAGAAUGAAACCAUCCAGCUGAUGAUGGGGAACUCCAUAGUCUUGUCUUGUGAAGCUGAAGGUUCCCCCCCGCCCAGGAUCACAUGGCUCAAAGACGGAAAACUGAUUGAAAACGCCAACCAGCUGGGGGUGAUCAUAACUGGGAGCCGCCUGCAGAUCAACCGGGUACAACCUGCGCAGCUGGCCGGACAAUACACCUGCAUAGCGCAGAACCCCCUGUCUGAGUCUCACAAGGACUUCCUACUGCUCAUACAAGUGGCCCCCAGAAUCCUCGGAUCCGACCUGCCCAGUGAGCGGAUCAUCCAGGUCACACGAGAGGUGACACUGGAUUGUCAAGCGGAGGGCACCCCGGCCCCCCAGAUACUGUGGCUGAAGGAUGGGAGACCCCUAGACCUUCUCUCUUUCCCAAACCUCCGGCUUUCUCCGGAUGGACACUCCUUGGUCCUCAGCUCAGUCCAGGCCUCUGACUCCGGACGCUAUACGUGUCUGGCUCGGAACGUCGCCGGAGAAGACACAAAGGUUUUCGUUUUGAACAUUCUUGCGCCCCCAGUGUUCGAAUCUGGCACCAAUGUAUCGGAGACUCUGAGCAGCGUGCCCGGAUCUCAGGUGACCCUGGAAUGUCUUGCCAGCGGCUCCCUGCCCAUGCAGCUGACCUGGCUAAGAGACGGGAAUCAGCUGCCGGCUUCUCGCUUCCUCCGAAUCUCAUCAGGAGGAAGAAUUCUCCGGAUCUCCCAUGUGCAGGUGUCAGAUGCCGGCGUUUACACGUGUCUAGCAACAAGCCCUGCUGGAACCGCAGAGAAGAGCUUCACCCUUCUGGUAGAGAGCCGAAGACGCUGGAAUCUAUAUCUGCAUGGCCAGCAGCACGGCGGGAAGAGACACCAGGGCGACGUGGGUGCGACUGAAAGUUCCUCCCACUGUUAUUGGACCCGAUGAACCGCGCUCGCUCUCGGUGUCCAUUGGAGGACAACUGGUCCUGGAGUGCAGGGUGGAAGGAGACCCCGUCCCAACUAUUCAAUGGUUCAGAGGAGAAGCCCCCCUCCAGAUGGACAGAAGGGUCCAGAUUCUCUCCAAGGGCCGUUACAUUCAGAUCCACAGCCUGCAGGCGUCUGACAGCGGCGAGUACACCUGCAUCGCCUCCAACCCCAUAGGCACCACCAGCCUGAGGUUUAUUGUGCAAAUACAAAUCGCCCCCUCCAUCUUGCCCGGACCGUCCGUGGUCAGCGCCUCUGUCAAUCAAACAGCCUUAUUACCGUGCUGGGUGGAGGGGCUGCCCCCGCCAUCUGUGACGUGGAAAAAAGACGGCAGCACGCUCUCCGUGGAGAUGUUCAGACUCGAGUUCCUUAAAGACGGCUCCCUGCGCAUCCCACAAACUCUUCUGCAGGAUUCCGGAUACUACCUCUGCACAGUCACUAACUCCGCAGGAAUCGCCCGGCGCGGGGUAGAACUACGAGUUUACGCUAACGGCGGCUUCUCAGAAUGGCAGGAGUGGGGUCCCUGUACUAGGACCUGUGGUCAGGGAGUCCAAGAGAGGGUCCGGAUGUGUAACAACCCCCCACCGGCCAAUGGAGGACGACCCUGUAUGGGGAGGGACGUGGAUGUCAGGGCCUGUAGUCUGCCUCUCUGCCCAGUGGACGGGGGUUGGACCGGGUGGAGCAGUUGGUCUCAGUGCUCGGCGUCCUGCGGUGAAGGCACCAGACAGCGCACUCGAUCCUGCUUCUCCCCUCCCCCGCAAAAUGGCGGAAAAACCUGCUUUGGGAAGGACGUGGAAACAGAGACAUGUCAGCUGCCGCAAUGCCGAGCUGUCGCCUCUCGGGUACGCGCCAGUCUCAUUGGAAUUGUUAACGAUCAAGAUUUUGGACUCUCCUCGCUCAGCGCCAACAUGACAGAAAAUCCGCAGACCAGAGCCACCACUAUAAGCAGCAGCAUCGAAAACAUCCCACCCGCCAUAGGACCCCUGAUGAAGGUGCUGAUCUCCAUGAUCGCCCCCCUCUACUGGUCCGCCGCCUUCCCCUCCGAUGGCACCAUUAAUGGCUUCAGCCUCACCAAAGGAGUCUUCAGGAAAGAGUCUCAGGUGGAGUUUGCCACAGGUGAACAGCUCCGCAUCACUCACAUCGCUCGGGGGCUGGACUCCGACGGGAUCCUGUGGUUCGAUAUCGUCAUCAAUGGAUUCGUACCGGAAUCGCUGGCGUCCUCUGAUAUCGUCCUCCAGGAAUUCACAGAGACCUAUGUGCAGACCGGAGCCGGACAGAUCAACGCCUGGGCCUCCCCAACCUUCACCAAGGACGGCAGCUUCCUAUCUCUGCGCUGUAAUCACACGGUGGAGUACAACCCCGGCCUGGGUCGCCAGAUCAAGAACGCCCAGAGGCUGCACGUCAGCGCCAUCCGAUCCUCGUAUAUCCCCGAACUGGAGGAGCUACAAUUCCAGCUCACAGCGUCACUGCAAGGAGGUGUGAAUGGGGGCGCGUGUCCUGGGGGCUUCAUCCAGUCUGCAGAUUCCUACUGCACCGACAUAGAUGAGUGUGACCUCCGCCGUCUGUGCUCUCACAUCUGCCAGAAUAAUCCCGGAAGCUUCCUCUGCUCCUGCCCUGCGGGAUACACCCUGGCGAUGGAUAACCGCAACUGCAGAGAUGUGGAUGAGUGCAGGCUCGGCAGUCACCGCUGCCCCUCCGGCCAGGAAUGCAUCAACACGCCCGGAUCGUACCGCUGCCUUCUGCGCUGCGGACCCGGCUUUCGCCCUAAUGCUGAGGGGGCGGCCUGCGAAGACGUGGAUGAGUGCGGCCAGUCCUCGCCAUGCCAGCAGAGGUGCUUGAAUACUAUUGGCUCGUACCGCUGUGCGUGUGACCCCGGCUAUGAGCUGAAAGGCACCCGCUGUAUAGAUAUCAACGAGUGUCUACGAGGAGUCUGCGCGCCGCAGCAGCUGUGUACGAACACCCUGGGAAGCUACCAGUGUAUAGACAACUGCCCGACGGGGACCACGCGAUCCGAGUCUGGAGCCUGCAAUGAUGUCGAUGAAUGUCGCAACGGGUCCCACAUGUGCCGCUACAACCAGAUAUGUGAGAACACCAUGGGCGGAUACCGCUGCACGUGUCCCCGGGGGUACCGGACCCAGGGUGUCGGGAGGCCGUGUCUGGAUAUUAAUGAAUGCCAGCAGGUGCCCAGACCCUGCGCCUACCAGUGCCAAAACCUAGCCGGCAGCUACAAAUGCCUGUGCCCACCCGGCAAACAGCUUCUGGGGGACGGGCGUUCCUGCGCAGGACUGGAGCGCCUCAGCAAUAGCUCUGUCCUCGGUAUCACCGGGGCCCAGUACGAGCGGCCGAUAACUAAUGGACGUAUUCACGGCAACAACGUAUACACCUGGCUGUCCUACAGCCAAAACGGCAACCUCAUCGGCCAGAACAGCCCGGGCCGGUGCCCACCGGGAUUCAUCCGCAGGAACGGGGCUUGUACAGAUAUUGAUGAAUGCCAACAGCGGAACCCCUGCCAGCAUGAGUGCCGGAACACAGAGGGCAGCUACCAGUGUCUGUGCCCGUCAGGAUACCGACUGCUGCCCAACAACAGGAACUGCCAAGACAUAGAUGAAUGUGCGGAGCAGAGAGUCAGCUGUGGAGCCAACCAGAUGUGCUUCAACACCCGCGGAGGAUACCAGUGCCUGGACACCCCCUGCCCUGCGUCCUACACCAAGGGCCCCAGCCCAGGGACUUGCUAUCGCCGGUGUCUGACGGACUGCAGCUCGGCCGGCCCCUACACGCUGCAGUACAAGCUGCUCACCCUGCCUUUCGGGAUUCCUCCCAAUCAAGACGUCGUCCGUCUCAGCGCUUUUUCGGAAGGAGGCGUCCACCAGAACCGAACCAGCUUCACGGCCCUGGAGCAGGAUUCGGGCAGCCCCUUCGCUCUCCGUGAUGACGGGGGCCACGGGAUCAUCUACACCUUACGAUCGCUGGACGCUUCGGGGGUUUACCGGAUAAAAGUGCAAGCGGCGUCUCACGGCGAGCAGCAGGGGCUGCGCUAUCAGAGCGUCUUCAUCAUCUACAUCUCCGUCUCUCCGUAUCCAUACUGAGUCCAAAGUCACCACCUGGGGGCGCUCAGGAACCUAUUGAACUAGUGAUGGUGGAGGCCACCGCCGCCCAUCGUCUCAUGUGUUUUUUUUAUUUGUAUACAUCAGCGUUUCCCAACUAGGGUGCCUCCAGA